AUGGCCGUUUGCUGGGCCACGGCGCUGUACGUGCCGCUCGGCGCAUCGCUGCGCGCAUUCGAGGACGCGGUGCCACGUACGCAUCGAUUCAUCAAGUGUGCUUCGUGGCCCGAAUACUUUUCUGUGCGCAGCGAUGCGCCGCGGACCCUGGCACCGGUGCCUGUCCAGUUCUGCCUCGCGCAGUACCUUGUUAUGUGCUUCCUGUGCCACGCACCGUACGCUACCAAAGCCGCUCCUGAGAAGCAGCCAUUUCGCCCUGCUCUGCAGCAGUUCCUUGUGCAUUUGGAGGUGUGGCCGAGUACGUACGACGUGCGUGCACGCCAAACAGCAGCGCAGUUUGUACGCCGCCUGCUGGAUGGCGACGUCGCACAGUGCGCGCAGCUCGUGCCUAUCGAUGCGGUACAGCACCGCACUGACUGGAACGGCGAUACUACGGUGCAUAUGGAACUUGAUCUUCUCGUGUAUCUCUUGUACGCGGCGUGCGAUGGCCCACUGCAACUGCACGAACAGCGAUGGGCGCUCGCAUGGAUGGAUACACAUGCAGACAUCAUCCUGAGCGUACACAGAUACCUUGUCGCAUGGCCUCCGCAUGUAGCAGCAGAGCUCGGGACGCGCUGGGCGCGCGCUGCGCGCUUUUCCGACACGCUCGCCUACCGCUGGAUUUGCCUGGCGUGCGAAAAACAAAUCGACGUGCUCCACACGUUUGAGCAGCUCGGCGGUGCAUUUGCAGACAUGUACGGCACACACUCCGCCGUGCAGCGCCGCAUCGAGUCGUGCAUGAUUCGCCUCGCGCGGUCCACGCACGCAGUCGCCACUGCCGAUGGGCCGAUCCCGCUCGUAUUUGUCGCACAGACGCAGUGUAUACCACGAUACCUCGGCAUGCGUAUCCAAGCUCUCGUUCGCCCUGGCGCGCCGCAGGACAGCGCGCCUGCCUUUUGCGCAUUCGCCACAACACUCAUCGAGCAGCGCCUCUUGCCGGUGCACAUCGAGGACCGAGCAUGGGAUACUAUACCUGCAUCACCGCUACUGCUACGCGCACACAAUACCCUCGAUGCACUCGCCGCAGAGCUGCGCAGCGUUGGGCUCCACUACAGCACGCGCGCCUUCGGCGCCGCUCUCUUUGCUGCCACCACGCAGCGCGUCGAGCGCGCGAUUUCGUCAGCGCGGGCUUUGCUGGUGCUGCAAAUCGGCGUGCGCGUGUGCACGUUUGUGCUUACGCAGAUGCUCGUGCGCACUGCAUCGCCCGCCGUGUUUGGCGCGGCGAAUGUGCAGCUGGAGCUCGUGCUGGGCGUUGUGCUUGCGCUGGCGCGGGACGGCGUUCGUGCGGCGGUACUGCGUGAGCGCGAGCAGGAAGAUAUGCAUGCGAGUGUGCACAACAUUGCGCUCCUUCCGAUUGGUGUCGGUGCAGUGCUUGCUGGAGUUGUCGGCGGCGUGUACCGCUUUUAUCUCGCGCCGCACGACCUGCAAGCCCACGGCGCUGCAUUUUCUUUCUCCGUGGGCAUGUACUGCGCCGGCGCGGUGCUGGAGCUGUGUGCAGAGCCUUUGUAUACAUAUGCGCUUGGAGAAAACUGGUAUGUAGGACUGCGUACUGCAAUGGAGGGCGGCGCUGUGCUCUUGCGUGCCUGCUCGGCGCUGUUUCUGCUGCGGCCAGCAUUGCUUGCAGCUGUACAGGCUCGCGUGCAUGUUGGCGAGGAUGGCGCAGCAUUACUUGCAUUUGCUGCGAGCCGCGCCGCGUACGGGCUGGCUGUGCUGGUGAUUGGGUUCGUUGGCGUUGCAUGGUAUGCAUCCAUGCACACCGCCAUCCUCGCUUUUGUGCCGCAGCGUGCGCCGAUCCAACAUCCGACGUGGUCGCUUGUGCGUGUGACAACAGCGCAAGCCGCGCUCAAGUUUUUGCUCGCAGAAGGCGAUAAGAUGGCCGUAGCGCAUCUUACACCGCUUGCGGUGCAAGGCGGCUACGCACUUGCGAGCAAUUAUGGCUCGCUGCUUGCACGCACUGUAUUCCAGCCGCUCGAGGAGAGUGCGCGGCUGUAUUUCGGGGGCAUGGCGGCGCGUGCAGUACUGGCAGCAGAUGAAAAGAAAACGGGGGAGCAGAACGCACACACGGCAGCGGCCACACAAGAAAGCGAUGCAUCGGCGCGCCAAGGACCAUACUUCGCUUCCAUGACCCCCACUUGCCCUCCAUCCAACACCUCUGCGAUGCAAGGUAGCGCUGCACUGCUUGCUCUCUUACUGCACGCACAGCUUGUGCUUGGCACGCUGCUCAUCACGUUUGGCCCGCCACUCGCACACCCAUUCCUCCUCGCCGUUGCCGGACCGCGGUGGGCCGUCGAUCCACAGAGCGGCGCUGCGUCGCACGCGGCACACAUCUUUAGCGCCUACUUUUACUAUUUGCCGAUCAUGGGCAUCAAUGGGCUCGUCGAGGCAUUCCUGCAGUCGACGGCGGCCCCGCAAAUACUCUCGCGCUACUCGUACACGCUCCUCCUCUCCAGCCUUGUCUUUGUCGGUACGCUAUGGAUUGGGCGCGGAGAGGCCGUGCUUGUGCUCGCCAACUGUGCAGGACUUGGGCUCCGUGCAUAUGUCUCGUGGAGAUACAUGUACUCCGUAUUUGCGCCGUUCCCUGCGCUCAAGCGGCAAAUUGAGUGGCAGCACGUUUUGCCUUCCUUGCCCGUACUUGGCGUCUGUGCUGCUGCAGGCUUCGCUCUACGAUCUAUGCACGCACAGCUACCGCCUUUUGUCGCGUUGAGCACGCUGCGCGAUGUGCACAGUGCAUUGACGCGCCUUGCUGCCACGACGCUGUGCACUCUCUCAUGCAUUCUCGCCGUCUUGGUGCUGUGCGAGCGGCAGCGUGUACUUGCAGCGUUUGCAGCGCUGCAGGCAACGCGGUAG
Malassezia vespertilionis is the source of this 2886-nucleotide messenger RNA. It is a transcript of the gene RFT1, whose product is annotated as Oligosaccharide translocation protein rft1. Gene Ontology annotation, biological process: glycolipid translocation; dolichol-linked oligosaccharide biosynthetic process. The transcript has 2 exons. Gene Ontology annotation, cellular component: endoplasmic reticulum membrane. The record is from RefSeq and is a predicted model, not a curated record. Bases 1 to 2886 code for a protein of 961 amino acids. NCBI's taxonomy places the organism in Eukaryota, Fungi, Basidiomycota, Malasseziomycetes, Malasseziales, Malasseziaceae.